Molecule: messenger RNA, 7780 nt
Organism: Diorhabda sublineata
Lineage: Eukaryota; Metazoa; Arthropoda; Insecta; Coleoptera; Chrysomelidae
Gene: Octbeta2R
Product: octopamine receptor beta-2R
Exons: 3
Coding region: 3915-5153 (412 amino acids)
Biological process (GO): adenylate cyclase-activating adrenergic receptor signaling pathway
Cellular component (GO): membrane
Molecular function (GO): octopamine receptor activity
Source: RefSeq, a predicted model, not a curated record
CGGCCGGUUUUAUGGUGAUAUCUUCAUUGUUGUCAGAUCUCUUAUUUUUCCAGAAAAAUGAUAUACUACAUAUUUCAACUUUUCAGUACUCGCAACGAUUUUUUGGGAUAGAACAAUCGCACACCUUUCAGAGAACCGGGAUUUUUUGUGUUUUUUUUUUAACAUAAUUAUAUAAUGUUACAUUAUUUGAUUGAUUUGUGAUAAUAUUUUGUUUCAAUAUGAAUUAACAUCAUAAUUAUAUUACAAUGAUUGAAACGUCACUAUUUUUUGCAUACACCCAUGUAAAUACAAAAAACCUUUGGAAAAAAUUAAAAUUGUGUAUUAUUCAAUAUUAAAACUAAUACAAAAGAAAGAAAAUAAAUAUAAGAAACUAUAACAAAACCGUUUAGUAACAUGAAUUACACAAUGCUGUAACAUGUUCUAAACACAAAUAUUUUGCACAUAUUUAGUAGUAAUAUUCAGUUUUCCUAUUUUUCCGCCGAUCACAUACAACACAGCGACCUUGAACUCCGGGAAUUCGGGUUGAUACUUCUGUAAAAAUUGUUUGAAUCAGAUAUAACAAAAAUAUAUGUAUCAUACCCUGGGAAAAUAAUGGGAUUCUUGCAUACGCUUAUAUACAAUUAUUGUCUUCAGUUCGGCUUAGGUCGAAAUCGGUCUAAAUGCUGUUCUCUUUGGAAUUGCGACCCAUGACAGUUAUCGAUAACGACGAAUAGUCCAGGAAAGCAGGUUUUUUAAGAGAGUAUUAUAAAAUAUUUAUUAAGGUAUAUAACCAAGAUAUCAAUUUCCUCUUCUCCGAAUAAUGUUUCGUUAUUUGAACUUGUUAUUUUGGAAUCAAAUAAGCUUCAUGAUCUUUUAUUCUAAGAACGUUCAAAUUAAUACAUAAUUGAGAUUUUAUAGAUUGUAUGAAGUCGUAAAAUAUUAUGUGUAAAUAACAAAAACGUCAAAUGAGAAGUACUUAUUGAAAGAGAAAUCAAAUUAAAGAAAAAUAAUUCUCAUUUCAAUGCCUCACACACGAAAGACUUUUGGGAAUGAGUACCACAAGAAAUUUUUUUUUUUGGGCGAUUUCUGCGACACAAAAAUGUUAUUCCUGCCUCUGGAUCUGCAUUCGAAUGUUGUUCAAAACGAUUUCGCAGCUUUUUACCAAGUAUUGACUACAUUCCCAGUAUUAUGUACGUAGGAAUUGCAUAAUAUAUUUUCUGAUCUUUGCGCAACUAAUGGUUUUACAAAGACCAAGUCCUAGUUCUUGUAAGUAGAUUAGCCUCCGAUUUGUUUCGUUGCUAUUCCAAGUUGGUAUGCUUUCAAUAAACAAUGUGCAGGCAUUCUUGUUAGUCUUUUUGUAGAGUGCUUUCUGACCAUCUGGUCCACCGUAUCGACUCCUCCCUUAGUUUAGUUAUAAAAUAAAUUCACGUCGCUAUUAUUUUUCAACUCAGCAUUGACUUUUGCGUCGGAAUGUUGAGUAGAUGAAAAAAUAAGCGCCUUUUUUGGUUUUUCGCGUUGGAUGUAUGACACUAAUGUAACCUGAUGCAGGAUCAGUAAACGCAAAAACAUUUGAAUGUACUUUUGAGUUUAAUUAAAAAAGUACGACAUUGUACUACAAUACAGUUUAUGUUUACGUGGUAGAAACUGUGUCGACCUAGAAACACAAAAAAUAUUUCAAAGUGUUCUUAAGUGUCAAACCAAAGGAAUUCUCUCUCAUAUUGAUGUUUCCGGUUUACGAUCUAAUCUAAUCUAAAAUUAGUACAUUAUUUAAACUUAUAUUAGAAUAUCAGGACAAUAUUUGAAUUCAAUCUUGGUUUAACUCAUAUAUUGUAAGCCCAUCGCAAUUCGGGAUCUUUCCGUUCUCUUUGUUCUCUAGAAACUUAUAUCGGUAUGGAAAAGGAACUUUCCUUCCUGUAGAAGACCUGAUUAAAUACGCCGAUAACAUUUGGAGAAUAUAUCACUUCGUCUUUUGAAUUCACAGGACUGAGACGACUGGGAUAAAUGCGUUGAAUUCUCAACACAUCUCUCAAUUUAAUACCUAUUGACAUUUUGCAGGAAAAGAUGUAGAAAAGGCGAUUCUCGCUCUAUCUACGUUAUAUAACACACCAAUAAGUUUACUUUGAAAACAUGUUUCCAUACUAAUUUUUAUAAGAAUGGAAAGAGACAACAUUGAUUGCGGUUUUUUCUACAAAUUGAUUUUACUUGUGUAACUGCGACGUAUCUUGUAAAGUGGUGAUACUUGAAAUAUGGCAACACUGAUGUGAAACCUGGUGUUAUACAAGUUGGCAAAUACUUGAAAUAUUCAUCUUGGUCAAUAAAUAAUGGAAAAUCGCUAACAUUUCUGAUGAUUUUCUAUGAUUUUCGAUGAAGAUUAGACCAACAGCACAGUGCCGGUAAAAUCGAUUCGAUUUUCUACACCCCCCCUUGGACAUAUUGUAAUCGGCAAUGAUUUCUAGCUUUCCGGUAUCUUUAUGUUUCUCAGGAACAUGAGAAAGCAGUGGAAUGUUUUCUUUGAAUCCGUAUAAUUUACUACCGACUUCUUUCUUUCGUGAUUCGUGAUUUAGGGUUUGAAUAACUACAACACCUCCCUUAUUCACCAGAUUUGGCUCCGUCCGACUAUCAUAUCUUUCCUCAACUGAAAAAAAAAGUUUAAAAGGUCGUAAGUGUAAUAAAGAGUAAUAAAAUAUUUUGACAUUGAAAUUUUGUUUGUUUCUAGAGUAGGCUAAGAAUUUUUCGAUAUAUCCUCGUAUAUCCAAUUAAUGUCUCAUCGAAUUAACAAGAUAAAAUCUUCGAAACUCAAUCAAAUUCAUGAGACUAUUUUAAAAAACAUAAAACAACUUUUUAGAAAACAAAAAUGAGUUGGUUAAUGAAAUUAGUUUCACUAGAAUAUCUUGGUCAUCAAAGUAAGUGUCUUACACUUUUCCUUAUUGUGUUUUUAGUAUUUUUUUUUUAAAUUAAUACUCCGAUUCAUCUUGGUACCGAACUAUUUUCCCUUUGUGCUUAUCUUCUUCCGAAAUUACACUUAACUUCCCCAAAUUUGCUAUAAUCUUUUCCAAAUAGGUCAAUUCAGUUAUCUUCUUGAUCCCAACAUACCCUAUCUCACGUUGUGGUUAUAUUGCUUCUGUACUUUAUCACUGUAGUUGAGUUUGAAUAGCCAUCAUCAGCAGAUAUAAUCGAAACUAUUAUUCACAUACACUCUUUAUUAACGCGAAGCCACCAUUUCCAAAGCUAGGAACAUAUUCCGAUUAUCCCUUUUUUGGAAAUUGUUAAAAUCUACUUUUUUAAUGAUAAACGAAACAUUUAAUAAAUAAUUCUAAAUAUACAUAAUUCAUGAUAUUUAUAUGAUUAAUUUUAAUCUUGUCGGAAGUACGAUAAUAGCAGUUUCCUUCUUAUAGGUGCGUAUUGCACAUUAGUUUGUUGAAAAUUGAUUCGUUUUAUUCAACGAAUUUCUCAAGUUACCAAGUAGAUAACAUAGUUACUUGUUGUUUAGAAAAAUUCUUAAUUGAUUUCGAGUAUUCUUGAGCUUUCAAACAGAACAAAUUAGUAUUGUCCCUGAGAGUAGCGAGAAGUUUGAGUUCUCUCAUUUUGUUCGGACUUUAUUUUAAUUAAAAAUGUCGUUCUCGUUUCGUGGUUGUUGAUAUCUUUCGAGUGCAAUAUACUGUGUUGAUUGAAGUGAAUGAUUUCGGAAAAUGUGGAUAUUGCAGAUAGUUAAUAGGGCCAGUGAUAUGGAGCUGGUUUUGUACUAGAAAUAUGGAAUUGAAGAUUCCGUCGGGUCCAAUAGUUUUGAUGAAACAUUUGGUUGGAGAGACUAUAGGCAAUCGAACAAUCCAACCGUAAAACCAACCAUAACUUUGAAUAAUGUUUCCCAAUAGAGUAAUUCAUACAAUUUAUCCAGCAGCAAGGCAAAACUGCACCUGUAUCGAUUGAAUGAAAAAAUGAGUGGCCUAAACGACAAUUUCACCUUCUCCAACAUCACGGCUGAAGUGAUAGUGGAAACGACAUGGCUGGAUGACUUGUUAUUGGCUCUAAAAGCAACCAUCAUGGGCUCAAUUAUUAUAGCUUCCAUUUUCGGGAACCUUUUGGUUAUAGUUUCGGUAAUGAGACACCGAAGAUUAAGGAUUAUAACGAAUUACUAUGUGAUUUCAUUAGCUUUAGCAGAUAUGUUGGUAGCCAUGUUCGCGAUGACUUUUAAUGCGAGUGUACAAAUUUACGAUGAAUGGAAAUUCGGAUACUUUAUGUGUGAUGUUUGGAACUCUUUGGAUGUUUACUUUUCUACGUCGUCCAUUCUACAUCUGUGUUGUAUAAGUGUUGAUCGAUAUUAUGCCAUAGUCAAGCCUCUUAAGUAUCCUCUGACAAUGACGAAAAAUGUUGUAGCAUUUAUGAUACUCAAUACUUGGACAAGUCCAGCAAUAAUUAGUUUUUUGCCAAUAUUCAAAGGUUGGUACACCACAUCGGAACAACAAAAAAGGAGAAGUGAAAAUCCUAACAAAUGCGAAUUCAUUGUGAAUAAACCUUACGCAAUAAUUAGCAGUAGUAUAUCUUUUUGGAUACCGUGUACCAUUAUGAUAUUCAUGUACUUGGCCAUAUUUAGAGAAGCGACUAGACAAGAACGGGAGCUUUAUAAUAGACAAGGUGCUGCUCUACUCCUCCAUCAGAACAAUACAAACGGAGACAUGCUUUCCAAUUCCGGUGGGUCAUCAAAGACUCUCACGCAACACGAUAUCAAUCAAGAUUUGCAUCAUACACCCACGAAAGAAAGAAAUGUGUCUAAAAUGAAGCGAGAACACAAGGCGUCUAGAACAUUGGGUAUCAUAAUGGGAACAUUCAUGCUGUGCUGGGCACCGUUUUUUAUUUGGUACGAUACGGUAUACCUCUGCGAUUCAUGUCGCGACAGCUGUCCCGAGGCUGUAGUUACUGUAAUGUUUUGGAUAGGAUAUUUCAACUCGGCUUUAAACCCCAUCAUCUACGCUUAUUUCAACCGCGACUUUCGAGAAGCUUUCAAAAACACUUUACAAUGUGCGUUCUGUAGUCUUUGUAAGAGGCCUCCUUCAGACCUUGAUUAUAUAGAUCCCAGACGACCUUCCAUGAAAAACGACGAUAGAGUGAGAAGCGUUUUUUCCGAUACUUACCUUAAACACGAUAGAAGAGGUUCCGAAAUUGGUUCGACUCUCUGAGUAGAUGUUACUAGCAGCAGACUCACCACCACUAGUUUUUAAAGAGGUGGUGUAUUUGCUGCUAGUGUGAAUUAGGUUAUUACUUGAAUCGUAGAUAAAAGAUGUUACGGAUGCGUCGAAAUUUAAAGGAUUCCUUAUUUACUUUCAAAUUAAAAAUUCAGAUCACAAUGUAGUGAUGUUAUGAAACGUCAACAACUAUUUCUAUAUGGAAACACGUUAUUUGUUGAUAGUUUUUUUAGGACACGAUAAAUCAAAAAAUAAAAACAACACAACAAACACACUUUUCAUUUUAUGUCUUGAAAAAUGUUGUAUAAGAAAAUUAUGCAUAUCGUUGUUUGAAUUAUCAAUUCUGAAGAAGAAAUUGUCGUCAUAAACUUAUUGAUAGCUCGAUGAGCUCUUAACGUAUACUCAUUCAUCAUAUUAAGUUACGUGAGAUGUCGUGGAAUACUGACUUAUCUCUUAAGAUCACCCUGAAGAUGCUAUUAAGAUCAUGACAACAUGACUGCAUAAUAGUAAUUGAUGCGGCCGGGUUGGAUCCUACAUCGACAUGAUAAACUAAUUUUAAGAUGCAUUUUGAGAACAGAUUUGUUUAUAGGAAAAAGAGUGGCGGAAGGCAAACGAAAUUUGAGUUAAGAGUUAGUUUUUUGAUUAUACUUCGAAUGCGGAAACGCUAAGAAAAAAAUUGUUGUCAUAGAAUGAAAGUUCACUAAAUUUCUACCGUACCACCGGUCGUUUUUCCACAAAACGCGAUCGAAAUCAAGUAUGUAAGAUUGUCCCGCCACUGCGGAUUUUCUGUAAUACACUUUUAUUGAGAAUCGUUGUAGAGACAAGGAUCAAAGUCCUUGAGUUUUUUUUACAUUCAAAGGUUUUGGAAAUGCCAACGUUUUUUAUUAGUAUCAACUAAGGACAAGUAUGGGACCGAAGAAGAGAUCUAAAAUAAUUGCAUUCUUGUGUUCUGUUAAUGUUUUGAGAUAUUCUCUACAUGGAAAUGCGAGAUCAUUUUAUGUACUUUCAUACAAUGUCCUUGGAAUUUUAAAGAAAUGUUUCGAAAUAAAUAUUAUGACGAAAAUAUAUGCCUUAGUUUUCUAAAUAUAUAUUCCAAUUACUUUUUUCGUCCAAUAAGACGGUGGUGUUACCAAAAAGCUUAUUGCAAAAUUAAUUUAAGGUCUUGAGAAACACAACGUACCUCAAUAUUUGUCUUUUGGAUUUCUUUUGAUUAAGCUAUUAAAGUUUUUGUUUUCUUGUACUGCAACAAUUGUGAAAUGACGGCAAAAACAAAAUGAAAUCUUUAAAUCGUUUUCGGAGACUAAAGGUAAGUAUUCCUUCAGUUUAUCUUUAGUCUCUGAAGAUGAUAACUUGGUUAUCGAAACUCGCGUCAGACAGUGUAAUUGUGGGCGUUUGUGCAGUGGUAUUGUGAACUUAAAAAGCCAAUUCAAUAACUUUCUAUUCUAUGAGAACAGUUUUUUCCUAAGGUAUUUGAAUUAUAAUGAAAAAAAUCUGAUCGACUAAUUGAGUCGCAAUCUUAUCAAGUUUUUAUGGAGAUCUACACAAUUUUUACGACAAAUUUCCUCGCAUUCAAAAGUGUAGCGUGACUUAUCAUAUAAUAACUUUUUCAAACCAUGGCGAGAAACUACGUUGGAUGGUAGUUUAUUUCGUCUUGUUCUGUUAUUUCUUUGAAUUCUCAAAGCUCAAAUGUUUAAACCAUCAUCUCACUGCCCCUUACUUACUUACUCCCUUUAGAGUACAUGAUUUUCCACUGUGAUCAUUACUCUUACAAAUCCAUCAUUGAUCUUCUUGUGACAAAAGCUGCAUUGGUUUUGGAGAUCAUUUUUUACCAAAGUAUCUCAACAAACAGCUUUUCUGUUUUGUCUAACAUUCACCUGUGAAAAUAUGACGAAUAACGUGUUUUUCCAUGAGGUAUGUCGAGGGAUUUUGAUGAAAAGUAUUGGAGAAGAAACAAAACAAAAUAUAAAAAGCAAUUGCCUCAAUUGGCAUUAAAAGUAAUUGCCUUUUAACAAUGUCUCUUUUGGAGUCGUUGAACGUUUUGGAUAUACCUUGUAUUUAUAUCUAUCAUAUAUUUUUGGUGGAAUUUUGGCCUAAAUGACGAUUGGUUUCAGUUGAAUUAGAGAUUGGAGAUUAGCAUUUAUGCUAGAACUUUAACAAGUAUCAUAUAUUGAUUGACGCCCACCGCAUCUGUACAUUUUUGAAUCUAUGUUUAAUCUAUGGUGCUGUUUUUUUUUUUUAAUUUUUAAUAUUUGAGAUUUUCUCAAACUGUAUAGCCUCUAUUGACAUGUAUAAAGUGUAAGCUGUAAUUUUAUAGUGUUGUACAUAUUUAAAUUGCCAAAAAAUGUAGGAUUAAUUCGAAUUAUUGAAUAAUAUAUGUUUCGAUAUGAAGUGUGAAUAGCAAUUUUAAAAAAGAAAUUAAUGUUAAAUAUAUCUAAUUAUGAGCCACUAUGUUUGUUAUUAUUUAUUAUUUUGUACCUUAUUUGCUGUGAUAUUAGAGAACUAUCAAAAAAAUGUAACGCUAUUUGCACUCUUUACGUAUAAGGUAAUUUUUGUAUUGAAUAAAUUCUCAUUCUAUUUUCAUUGAUGUAAUAAAAAGAAUAAAUAGGCUUUUCAAAAAAAAA